GAAUUAUACGCUGACAUAUUAUUGUCGUUUCAUCAUAUUUAUUCGUACUUUGUUAACACUAAUAAACUACCGCUUUUUAUUUUCGUCAUAUCUAUAUUAUUCAAGAGGAAAUUUAUACAUAAUUAAUUGAAUAUAUACAAAUAAUAUACAGUGAAUAAAUAAUGGAUCCAUCAGAUCCAGAUUUCAAAUAUUUGGGUGUAGAUCGAAAAGCUUUAUUAAAAGAAUUGGCUAAUUUUGAUAGCAAAAAUGUGAUAUGGGUUGAAGAUGAAAAAGAAGGUUAUGUAUUAGCUGAUAUUAAAGAUACAACUGGUGAUACAAUUACAGUAGCACUUAAAGAUGGAAGCGAAAAGAAAGUUAAAAAAGAUGAUGCACAACAAGUUAAUCCACCGAAAUUCUUUUUAAUUGAAGAUAUGGCUAAUUUGACACAUUUGAAUGAUGCUUCUGUUUUGGAGAAUUUACGUGCACGUUAUUAUAGACAAUUGAUCUAUACUUAUUCAGGAUUAUUUUGUGUAGCAGUUAAUCCUUAUAAACGUUUUCCAAUUUAUACGGAACAAGUUGCAUUAAAAUAUAAAGGAAAAAGACGUGGUGAAAUGCCACCACAUAUUUUUUCAAUUUCUGAUAAUGCUUAUCAUAAUAUGUUACAAGAUCGUGAAAAUCAAUCCAUUCUGAUUACAGGUGAAAGUGGUGCCGGAAAAACAGAAAAUACAAAGAAAGUUAUUUCAUAUUUUGCUGUUGUUGCAGCAGCUUCAAAGAAAGAGGAUGAUGAUGCUAGUAAAAAGGGAACACUUGAAGAUCAAAUUGUUCAAGCUAAUCCAGUUCUAGAAGCAUAUGGUAAUGCAAAGACUACAAGAAAUAAUAAUUCAUCUAGAUUUGGAAAAUUCAUUCGUAUUCACUUUGGUACAACUGGUAAAAUCGCUGGAGCUGAUAUUGAACAUUAUUUGCUUGAGAAAUCUCGUGUAGUUUCACAAAUGAAAGGAGAACGUAAUUAUCAUAUUUUCUAUCAAUUAUUAUCAACUUAUGGUUCAAAAUAUCACGACAAAUUAUUAGUUCAAACUGAUCCUGCUUUAUACAGUUUCAUUAAUCAAGGAGAGUUAACUAUUGAUGGUGUAGAUGAUAGUGAAGAAAUGAAAUUGUGCGAUGAAGCUUUUGACGUUCUUGGAUUUAAUGAUGAUGAAAAAUUAUCAUUAUUCAAAUGUACUACAUCAAUUUGUAAUAUGGGUGAAAUGAAAUUUAAACAAAGACCAAGAGAAGAACAAGCUGAAGCUGAUGGAACUGCUGAAGCAGAAAAAGUUGCAUUUCUUUUAGGUGUUAAUGCAAAAGAUCUAUUAACUUCAUUUUUAAAACCAAAAGUCAAAGUUGGUACAGAAUUUGUAACUAAAGGUCAAAAUUUAAAUCAAGUUACUUAUGCAGUCAGCGCUUUAGCUAAAUCUUUGUAUAAUCGUAUGUUUGGUUGGUUAGUAGCUCGUGUCAAUAAAACUUUGGAUACAAAAGUUAAACGUCAAUUUUUCAUUGGUGUACUGGAUAUUGCAGGUUUUGAGAUUUUCACUGAAAAUGGUUUUGAACAAAUCUGUAUUAAUUACACAAAUGAACGUCUACAACAAUUCUUCAACCAUCAUAUGUUUGUCUUAGAACAGGAAGAAUAUAAACGUGAAAAGAUUCAAUGGACAUUUAUUGAUUUCGGUAUGGAUUUGCAAGCUUGUAUAGAUUUAAUUGAAAAGCCUAUGGGUAUCUUGUCCAUUCUAGAAGAAGAAUGCAUCGUUCCCAAAGCUUCGGAUCAAACAUUCUUGUCGAAAUUAUAUGAUAAUCAUUUAGGUAAAAGCCCUAAUUUCACCAAACCGAAGCCGCCGAAGCCAGGACAUGUAGAAGCUCACUUCGAAUUGCACCAUUAUGCUGGAUCUGUUCCAUACACAAUAACUGGAUGGUUAGAAAAGAAUAAAGAUCCACUUAAUGACAGUGUAGUUGCAUUAUUAGGUGGUAGUAAAGAUCCUUUAGUAUCCAAUCUAUUUACUCCAGUUGUCGGUAAGUAUUUAUUUACUAUUACAAAUUGAAUGAUGAAUAAAUAAAAUGACAUUAGAACGAUUAAAGAGUUUAAUAGUUUACAUCACAAAAACUGAUCUAAUUUAGACAAUUAUUUUAAAAAAAAAAAUAAUCUGGCGACACAAAUUAACUAUUUCAAUGUUGAAACUCAUUAAUGAUACCACUAAAGAUUGAAAUCAAGAUCUCUCGAGUUUCAUAAUUUCUAAUUUUCAAUGAUUAUUUAUUUUUAUUUGUUUAUUUGAACACAUAGUUAUUGAUACAAGAGGGCAUCAGAUACAUAUGCGCCACACAAAUCUCACUCGAUAUGUGUGAGGGCUGUGAUACUGACUGGGUGCCCAGACCGAACCAGGUGGUUUUCUUAGAGGGCCAUACCCGGAGCCUUUGACCUGAAGGUCUGAUCCAUAAGGCAGUGGAGCAUCAUAAGGAGAUACAGUCUCAUGGUAGCCAGUGACCAACGAUUGGUUCGUACGCCAUUUGUUCCUUCAUGAUACUGGAGCCCAUGUGCACCAUUAUGCAGUUCAAUCUCUUGUAGCAAUUACAAUUGAAUCAUUACUAUUUUCUCUAGUUUUUAUUAUAAGAUGAGGUUAUCUGUAAUGUAGUUAUGUAACUGCUAUUACAUUCUCGAUUUGUUUAUUUACAUUUUGACUUGUUAACAAAUACCUUAUUAGAAUAACAGUAGUUGAUAGUAAUAGCUACUAAAAUUAGUAUCUUGUAAGUAGUAUUUUAAAAGAGAUAUAAAUGGCUAAUUAUUGAAGAAAACCUUUUGUCAGAAAUCAGGCCUUAACUACUAAAUAUGACCCUGAUGUUCAGAUAGAUAUCUUCUUCCAAUAGUACCAGGAGAUUGAUUGAUUUAAAUUUUUAAAAUGUUCAAUAUUACAUUAUGGUUCUCAAUUAUAAUGAACGCUAUUUUCCGGAAAAAAAAACUCAAUAAUUGUUUCACAUAUCGAACCGGGAAGAUUCAUUGGAAAAAUUUGAAUUUGAAAAGUACUCUAUAGUUACUAAGGCGUUUUCUAAUGAGUAUUAUUUCGUUAGGAUGAAGUUUGUUUUUGUUUUUAACCAUAGUUCAUAUAUUGAUUGUAUACCAUCAAAGUAACAAGAAUAAAUUUCUCAUUUCAUAAUUACUCAACUUAAAAGUUUUAGUGAUAUUAAAAUAAGAAUUAAAUAUUACCGUGUAUAGUUUGAAUGUAUAUCAUCAGAUGGGGGAUGAUAUUGGAAUAGUAUGAUUUGAUAGUCACUAGCAUUUUGGACAGAUAUCAUCACUUGAUUUAGACAUUAAUAACAUUUUCCAACUUGAUUCUUUCUUUACUAUCCAACAUGUCUAGUCAGAAUUAAAAAAUGGCUAGAUAUUAGUAACAUAUGUCCUAAGCACUUUUACUUAUUAUUAUUAUUAUUUUUAUUUAAACACAUAGAUAUUGGUACAAGGAGGCACCAAAUACAUAUGCGCCACACAAAUCUCAUUCGAUAUGUGUGAGCGCUGUGAUACUGACUGUGUGCCCAGACCGAACCAGGUGGUUUUCUUUGGGGGCCAUACCCGGAGCCUUUGACCUUAAGGUCUGACCCACAAGGCAGUGGAGCAUCGCGAGGAGAUGCCGUUCCAUGGUAGCCGGUGACCAACAAUUGAUUCAUACGCUAUUUGUUCCCUCAGGAUACUGGAGCCCAUAUGCACCACUGGUUUGGAAUCCAGUUAAAGCUCCGGACAUUCGCUUUUCGUCCUCCCAAUUUCGUAAACAACAUCCCCCGCCACGAGAAGUCACACUUAGGUAGAUGAAGGUUCAUACAGCACUUGAAUAACUGAUAUUCACAGAAAUUGUUUUCAUUUACUAAGGUAUGAAAUCGAUUACAAAGUUAAAAAAUAGAAUAAAGCUAUUACGUAAUUAUUCAUUAGGGAUUAAGUUAUGGUACCGUGAAUAUUAUUGAAGCUGUAUUUAGAUAUCAAAUUAUGAACAACUAAUUAGAUGACUAACAUACUGUUUCUCAUCAAAAAAUAAUCAAAAAUAAAAUAGUAUGAGACUGUCAGUAAAAUCUAGGCAAUAUAUUUCGUCCUAUUUAAACCUCAUCAGUUGGAACUAUCUACAUCUUAGUGCUGAUGUUCACCUAUUUCAUUUAUUUGCGCAUAUAUAAAUAUUGGUACAAAAGGGGGCACCAAUUACAUAUGUAUCACACAAAUCACAUGAUUUAUGUAUGGGCUAUGAUAAUGUUCACAUUAGGAUUCAAACUUAGAAUGUUAGUAUCUAUUGAGCAACUGAUUUUAAUUCAUUUUAUUUAAUCUUUUAAAAUGAGGAAAGUUCUUAUUUUAUAUUUGUAAAAAAUACAUAUGUAUGUAUGUAUGUAUAUAGGUGAACCUGGUAAAAAGACGAAAGGUGGCUCUUUCUUGACAGUGACCUACAUGCACAGGGUAAUUAUUAUUAUUACAACAACAACAACAACAAUAACAACAACCAAACAUAUAAGCUAAUAAUUUAAUUCGUAUGCUGAUCUAUCUCAUCUUAUUGGACUGCUGUUAUGUUGCUAUGACAUUUUGUUGACUAAUUUAUUAUCUGCUUGCUGAUGCUUUAAAAACACAAAAAAAACACAAAUCAAUAUAAUAUCGAUUAGUGAUAUCAUUAAAAAUCUAGGUGAAUUAUCCUUGCAUAUGUUGCUAUAGUAUGCAUUUUCGAGAGAG
Schistosoma mattheei is the source of this 4699-nucleotide messenger RNA. NCBI's taxonomy places the organism in Eukaryota, Metazoa, Platyhelminthes, Trematoda, Strigeidida, Schistosomatidae. The record is from the annotation of a GenBank genome assembly.